AUAACAAUUUUCAAGCUUCGAAAUGGCAUGACAAAAGGGAAAGAGUCUGAGAAAUACUGACUACCAGGUUUUAAACAAUCUAGUACAAAAAAAUGUUAUCCCCGAAAAGCAAAGUAUUUGAAAUACCCAAGUCAGGUGGCAUCUGUGCAGACAGAAAAAUUAACAAACAUCAGGUCGUGGCCUUUCAUUAGCAAGAUGCAUUGUAAGAAUGGAGCAAAACUUUUGAUAAGGUCAGUGGCUUCUCGAUGAUAAACUGUGAGAAAACAUCGGUCAUCGACUAGUGUAAAACGUGAGCAAAAAAUACCUCUUGAUGCCUCAAGACACCGUGCAGCCCACGCCCACUCAAUCCCCACUACAUUGUCCCUUGCUUAAAUACAAACAUAAACUGCUCAACAGAUUAGGAAGCAUGGUGGACAGGAGCGCGAGUUAACGUUUCAGCUUGAUCAUCCCCUCAUCAGAGCUGCAGCCAGCCUCUUCCUAACAACAAUCUGGGGAUAGAGCGGUCGGUUAGGGGAAAGUGGGUAAAUCGUUGAGUACAAAGCACUGGGAUUUGGCUGUCCCUGAGUGCAUCGCUCAGUGUUCUCCUUCCGUGUUUGGUGUUGUUUCCAAGCUGCUACAGCAGCGAAACUGAGAGUGGGAAAACAAAACAAUGGGCCCCUGAUUGUGACGUCGGAGUCGGAGCAGCACGUGACACACGCUCGCGGACACCUUCCGUGUUUUGGUGGAAUCCCCGCGCGCAUGAGCACGAGCUAGCGGCAGGAGUGUCGAGCGCGAGCAUCCAGAGAGGAAGAAAAAAAAAGCUGCGGCGCAGCAGCAUUGGACUGGCUGAUAAGAGAAGUAUAUAUUUUUUAAAAAAUAAACAUCGAUCCCUCGGAAAUACAUUGGGUUGAUGCGCAGGCCUGGAGAGAGAGGGAGAGAAGACGAAGAAAGCACUCGAAUCGAAGGGGACUGACGCUGAGUAUUUCUCACUGUGGAGGUACUGCUGGAAACGAGAGGGUUGCAUUGAAUGUCCAAGAAAAAAACGUUCUGUUUUGCUGCAGAAAGAUGAAAAGAAAUAGGGUCAUUUGCUUUACUUAUCAGUUUUAAUAUGGUCAGCUCUGAAAUAUAAAAAAGUAAAAGUAAAUUUUAAAUCUGGUAAAAAUUGGCUUACAUUUUUUUUUUGAAAAGUUCUUGUAAGGGGACAGAAGUAUUUUAAUUUUUUUAUUGUUUUGGUUGGCUGAAUAUUUGGAUAUGUUAAGGUAGAUGUUGGAUAUACUUGUGCUGUUUGGCAGCUAUUCAGAUACCUUUAAAAUCACUUAAGGACUUUUAAAAGUGCACAGUGUGUCCUCGUCAUAACUAUAAAAUGAUGGAUAUGGGAAGAAGCGAAAGAAUGAUUAUGCUAAAUUUGUAAAUGUGAAAGUCCAGUAAAUUCACAAAAUAAAAUUUGGGUAUUCCUUUAAUUUUGGGUAUGUUGUAAUCAAAUCAUUGUUCACAAGAGAGUUAGGAAUUUUGUUAUUUUAUGUAAUAUAUAAUUUUUCCCCUUCUCUAUAUGACACUGAGAACAUUAAUGAAGCAAGCAUAGUUCUUCCAGUUCUCAGUUUAAAAACUAUUCACUUGUAAAUUUUAAGAUUAUUUUGUACGCUUGGGAAAGAUUGACAAUAAAAUGAACAGCUGAGGGAGUUUGAGGUGUAGGCAAGCACAGAGUACUCCUUCUGGUGCUUCACAGACCAGAUCACCCUGAAAGUCCUUCCUGCAGUUUGCAAGCCUGCCUUGAAGAGACCAAAGAGCUCCCGUACUGGAAACAUCAAAGCUGAGGGCCCACAAGUUCUGCUUGAAGGAUCCUGGCCAUGAGGUUUGAUGCCUCACUUCGUUGACAAAAGUCAUUGGACCUAAAUGGCGCAGCAUGACUUUGUUCCUGCUUGGCUUAAUUUUCCAACAUCUCAGUCUUCAAACAAGUCCUCUUCUACCAGUGAGAAACACAGUGACCAUUUUGCUCGAGGCGAUGGUCGAUUUGGUGUAAAUCGUAGAAGGCACAAUUCCUCAGAUGGAUUCUUUAAUAAUGGUCUACUCCGAGCUGCUGGAGAUGGUUGGUAUCAACCUUCAUUGCUUCGCCAUGAUUCUGUAGAUUCAGGUGUUUCUAAGAGUGUUCAAGUUAGCCUUUUUGGAAGUCAGGUUUGGAAAGAAAAUGCCAGUUGGCACAAUGCAAAUAGAGGCCAUGAUGUGAUCAACCAGCGUGGUAGCAACAAUGCCCAUCGACAUUGGAAUGGCAACUUCCAUAACCGAAAGAGUUCAGGAUUCCAGGACAAGCAACCUGCUGAGGUAAAGGAAGAAAAGAAGGAUGAAAAGGAUGAAAAACUUCAGUUUGAAGAGGAAGACUUUCCAUCUCUGAACCCUGAUGCAGAAAAACAGCCUAGCCAGAGCAGACCUGUCAGCACACCAGCAGGAGUAUGGGGGAUUAAUUUCUCCACCAGGGCUCUUCCCUGGGGCCCCAAAUAUAAAUACAUACCUGAGUUAUUUUCUCAAAACACUUCCUUUUUUUUCCAGAGUCCUUCAAGUACCACCCCUCCAAUAGAGAUCAGCACAAAUCGUUUAAUGAAACUAACUCGGGUAAAGUCAGAUAAGAAGAGUGAGUUUCUGAAGGCACUGAAAGAUGACCGGAGUGAUGAAAUCUCAGAACAUAGAGACUUCGACAAAUUAGAAGACUGUGUGCGUAAUAUUCCAGAAACAAAUGAAAACGGGAAUGCAAAUGGUCAUCAGCAUAGUCUCUCAUUCUGUGGCUCAGAAAAAGAUUAUCUGUCCAGUUCUCUUGAAGCAGAACAUAGAUUAUUGAAAGCAAUGGGUUGGCAAGAAUGCUCAGAGAAUGAUGAUAACUUCUUGCCUUUGACUGAAGAUGAGCUCCAGGAGUUCCAGGCCAGAACUGAGCAGCUCAAGAAAAAUGGCUUUAGGAAAAAUGGUUUUCAAUUGAAGAACCAGUGUACAGCUUUACAUUUCGCCCAUUGGAGAGGCUUUUUCAGUACAGGACUUCAUGAAGCAUCAGAUUCUGAAACUAGCAGUAGUACCAAUUCUGAUGAUGACGCUUAAACUUGGUACAAGUGGAAUUCAUGUUAUAUGUUUUCUUAUAGCUGGAGGACUAAACUUACUAAAGCUCUUUUGGCACAGAGUUAUAUUUUUCCAAGCACAAGGGAGUUGAUCAUAUCCCAAAGAAGAAAAUUUGCUUGUUGAGCUUUUUUCUUUAUUUCUUUGACCAGCUGGUCCUGUUGAACGCUUCGUAGAAUGAAAUAUGAGUCAAUAAAGAAGAAAAGGGGCAAAGCACAUUGAGUAAUCAUUUUCAAGGAAAAAAUGUGGGGUUUUUUGAAAGCUUGGAAAAAAAAACAUUUGCAGACAAUUAGUAGGAAUAGCAGUACAAUAGAAAAAGCAGUGUAAGAGACAAAUUCAAAAUACUGAUGAUAGUUGUCAAGAAUAAUGCUAACUACAAACAUUUUUCAAUGUCGUGACAUUUUGAGAAAAAGAAAAUAAGAUUUGUCACCAGAGGUUUAUCUCCAUUUCUUUGGUACAGUUGUAAAAUAUUCACAAUAGGAGCUUUGAGUCUUCAAACAACCUUGAUAUUCAGGGUGGAAUGUAAAAUAUAAAUUUUGUGAAAUUUCAAAGAUUAAGAUUAUUUUGAUAACGUUAUUUACAAAUUUAAAAAAAGUGGCUAUCACAUAUGAAUAUCUGUACAAGAAAAACUACUGCAUUAAAAUAACUUGGAAUAAAUAUUUUGCAUCAGUUUGCCAAAA
Molecule: messenger RNA, 3755 nt
Organism: Rhincodon typus (whale shark)
Lineage: Eukaryota; Metazoa; Chordata; Chondrichthyes; Orectolobiformes; Rhincodontidae
Gene: gpbp1l1
Product: GC-rich promoter binding protein 1-like 1
Exons: 11
Coding region: 1873-3060 (395 amino acids)
Biological process (GO): positive regulation of DNA-templated transcription; DNA-templated transcription
Cellular component (GO): nucleus
Molecular function (GO): DNA binding; RNA binding
Source: RefSeq, a predicted model, not a curated record